Molecule: messenger RNA, 2597 nt
Organism: Notechis scutatus (mainland tiger snake)
Lineage: Eukaryota; Metazoa; Chordata; Lepidosauria; Squamata; Elapidae
Gene: MYCL
Product: MYCL proto-oncogene, bHLH transcription factor
Biological process (GO): regulation of DNA-templated transcription
Molecular function (GO): DNA-binding transcription factor activity; protein dimerization activity
Source: RefSeq, a predicted model, not a curated record
GAGGAUGCCGACGGCGCCCCGGAGCCCGCCGCGGGCCUGCUGGGCAACCUGAGCGCCUUCGUGCUGCGCGACUGCAUGUGGAGCGGCUCCUCGGCCCGCGAGCGGCUGGAGAAAGCCCGGGGCGAAAAGCUGGCGGCCAAGCCCCCGCCGGCCCUGGCGCCCGCGCACGACUUCGGCGGGCUGGACGGCGAGUGCGUGGCUCCGGGCGCCGUCUUCGCCUGGCCCGGCGGCAGCGGGGGGGCGGCGGCGGCGGCGGCGGCGGACACCAAGAUCCCGGUCUCGUCCGGCUCCGAGAGCCAGAGUGACUCCGAAGGAGAAGAAAUCGACGUGGUGACCGUUGAGAAGAGGCAGGCUUCGAGGACACGGAAGCCGGUCACCAUCACAGUGCGGGGCAACCCCCUGGACCCCUGCACAAAGCAUUUCCACAUUGCCAUCCAUCAACAGCAGCACAACUACGCUGCCCGCUCCCCACCUGAGGCUCGCUCCGUCGAGGGGCCUCUGGAGAAGGUCAGUCCUGAUGCCAGGGACGAUGAGCCACAGCCGCCCGGGCAGGGGCUGGGGCGCUUCCCUCCUGUGCCUUCCCUCCCCAAGACUGGCAGUGCUCCUGGCUCAGACAGUGAGGAUGUGACCAAGAGGAGAAACCACAACUACUUGGAGCGCAAGCGGCGGAACGACCUUCGCUCACGUUUCCUGGCACUGAGGGACCAGGUGCCCGGUCUCGCCUCUCGCCCCAAAACCCCCAAAGUGGUGGUCCUGAGCAAAGCCUCCGAGUACCUGCAGCUGCUUCUCAGCGCCGAGCAGCAAAUGGUGGCUGAGAAGAAGCUGCUGAAACUGCACCAGCUCCAGCUCCAGAAACAGAUUUCACACCUGCAGGCCACGCAGUAGCAGGCCAGGCCACCCGGGUUUUCCGUUGGAUCGGUACUUUUGAGUUGGUUUUGGGUUGCAGAUUCCUCAUGGACUGUCAAUCCCAUCAUGCACUGCCACUGCACCUCAUACAGGGCUUGUCCUUAUUCUGCUGCUUGCAUCUGAUUUCUGUUCCUCCUUCCAGGAGAGGGAGGGGGCUUCAGCUGCCAAAAUGUGGCUUUUGCUGCACAACCUUGGAUUAUGGCCAAGCCCCACAGCCACCUGGCCCUUCUUGGUGGGCCCAGCUGGACCCAGAUUGCGGCUUCUCCAGAGGGACCGGGGGACACACUAGACAAGACCCUCAUCGCAACCAGGGGGUGUUUCAAGCAGCAUUUCUCAGUGGAGGUCAGGAGUCCAUGGUGCAUUUGUCAUUCAUGAAGCUCCUGAAGAGGGUGGGUCUUUCGGCCAUUCGUUGCUUUUUCAUAAUGUGAUGGGGGUCAAAUUCUCGGUCUCGUCUCCUUGCUGCCAGACCAAGACGUGGUUAGAAUUGGCUUUUUCUGUUCCUCCAACAAUUUGUGGACGGGUCCUUUGUGCAAAGGGUUAUUUUACAGCUCUGGAGUCGGGGGUGGAGGGAGCUGAGACCUCCCUGGAGAGGCAGCAAAGAGCGCCCCCUCCAGGCCUUAUUCCAGGGGAGGGCAACCCCUGCGGGAGGAAAUCCAUGCCAAGGGUUUGGUGCAAAAGGCACUUCGGCCAUGGACACCACCUGUCUCUCCAGAGUUUCUCCAGCUCACAUGGGGGGGGGGGGAGGCUUAAAAAAAACCACCCCACUUGACUGCAUCCCUAGAACAGCACUGCAAUCACCUUGAAUUUGAUUUACCUCAUUCUUUUUCCAUUUAAUGACAAACCAGGGCUUAUCUUGGUGUUUGUAUAUCCUAAUGAAUCUGAAGUAGUGACGGCCUCAUUCUUUGUACCGGACUGCUUUUUAAAGAUAUAUGCUGUAUUUUUGUACUUUUUACAUUUUUCCCCCUGUUUUUGUAAAAUGCUUGCUCUUUCCCCUGCCCUCCCUCCCUCGUUUCUCUACCCAAAUAUACCGCCUGCAGUCAGGGUGGUGGGCCACCCCCAUGGCUUGCUAGGGAGUGAUUCAAAUGGGCUCCCUUGGGAACAGGCUGCUUUCCAAAAACUGGGAUGACUGGAAAUUCUUCUCGCAGGGAAGAGGCUGGUUCCAGCUUGCAAGCGCCAAUAGCAGAUGUCCCAGGGGCCUGUCUGGUGGGAAGCUGAGCCGGCCCUGCACUUUCAGGCUGGCUCCAAGAUGGGGUUUCUUUCCCAGGUAGAGCAGGAAAGCCCGUCUGUGGGGCAGACCUUCAGGGCAGCAAAGCAGGCGAGGUGCGAGUCCUGGCUUGCAGAAGCAUCGAGAGCGGCUUGGUGAAUGGGGAGGCUGGCAAGUCUUGCGAAAGGGCAUGGCGGGUGGAGGAAAGCUUGCCUUCCCUGGGCUAUAACUCCGUGUGCUGCACGAAACCUGCUGGGAGAGAGGGAGGUUUCAAGUGGGGGUCUCCAGACUUUAAGUCUUCUGGCUUCAACUCUCAGAAUUCCUCAUCCAGCCAUGAGGAAUUCUGGGAAUUGAAGUUCAGAAGUUGUCAAGUUGGGAGACUCCUGGCCUCAUCCUUUUGGAAACUCCUUCUACACAAGACCUCUGCACUGGCUCCCUUUCUUUUUCUUCUUUUUUUUUUUCUUCCUCUUCCUCCUCCUCCUCCUUC